ACUCAAAAGAUAGUUUGGUAAAUAUGAUAACUAGAUAGCCAAUAAAAUUACAAAAAAAUAUUUAAAUAGUAAAAAAUAUGUUAAUUUAACGUGUUAAAAUUUAAAAAUAAAUUUUAAUUAUGACAUGCAUUUUAACAUUUAUAUAAAUAUAUAUCAUAGCCUAAAUAUAAAUAAUUUAAUAAUUUAAAUUAGAAAAAAAAAUAAAAAUCCCGGGCGUAGCCCGGAUUAAUCCCUAGUAGAAACAAAAGUAUUGUUGUAUAUCCAAACUCUAUUUGUAAUGUGAAUCUUGGUGAUUUAAUUCGUACACACGGUUUAAAAAAGGUAAAAAAAGAUGAAAGGAGCAAUCAUGGCAGAUACAACACUUAGGCUUUAAAGGCCCAGUACAUUCUUCUUAGGCCCAAACAAUAUCGUCACGGACUCACGUGAGACGGUGAGAGUUUAUUCAGGUAAACGGCACUAGUUUUCGUUACGUAGCUACGGAACGGCACGUAGUUCCGUCAUCCAAUAGACGGAGAAGAUUAUUGAACCAUCCACUAAAACGUAGACCGGUCCCACACCAUAGCUAGUUAGCUAAGUUUGACUGUUUGAGACUGUUACCUUUACGGUGCACCAUCACACAGUGAAUUCUCACCCCUUCUCCAUUUCGUCUAUAAAAAAGGGGGAAGCAAAAGCAAACCGUUUAUUCUGUUAACUCCCUCCACUUCUCACCUGACUCCAUUGAUAGCUAACUUCUAGGGUUUUCUCAAGAUGUGGGGCUUCGAUGACUGUUGCAGUCGCUAUCAAACUAGCGACGGGUUCAUGUACAAUCACGUGACGAAGAAUGCUUCUCCGUCUUCUGAUGACAACUUGCAGAAGCUUGGCUUCGACCUUGACGUGGGCACCACGCAACAGAGUAAUGCUUCAUUCGAUGAUGCCACCGUCAUCGCUUCUAUGUCCGAUAGGUUGAGUCUUCUUGCGACAGUUAAGAAUCAGGCUACUGAGAUCUCAGAACAAAUAAAGGGACAAAUAAACAUACCCAACGUUCGUUUUGCUGCUUCUAUCUACAUAGCCUGUAGACAAAAUGGCAUGGCGUUGAGUAUAAAAGACAUAUCUUCUGUUGCCGAUGGAGCAAAACAGUCUAAGAUUACCAGUGCAGUCAGAUCCGUAGUUGACAAACUUGGCCUUCCUCCUCAGUUGAUGCACAUCCGAGCUGCUGAGUUUGCAAAGCGGUAUUCCACUGACCUUCAAAUGAAUAGCCAAGCCAUUAAAGCUGCUGAAGAAGCUGCAGAAAGGUGUACUGACCAUGUUAACAGGUACCUUCACUCUUUGGGCAGUUUCUGGAACUUCAGAUGUAAUAACCCUGAUUCUACUUACUGCAGAAGCAGAGCUCCGUCAUCAGUUGCAGCCACAGUCGUCUAUAUCAUUUCUCAACUUUCUUAUGAGAAGAAGCUGCUCAAAGAUAUUAGAGACGCCACUGGACUUCACGAAAAUACGAUAAAAGGAACAUACAAAGAUUUGUAUCCAUAUCUGUCAAGGAUAAUACCAACGUGGUUUGCCAACGCAAAUGACCUGAAAAGGCUUCGCAGUCCCUAGUUCUCUAUCCUACGAGGAUACAACAAGCUCAUCUCACGGAACGAAG
This is a messenger RNA of Brassica rapa (field mustard), 1618 nucleotides long. RefSeq names its product transcription initiation factor IIB. NCBI's taxonomy places the organism in Eukaryota, Viridiplantae, Streptophyta, Magnoliopsida, Brassicales, Brassicaceae. Gene Ontology annotation, molecular function: TBP-class protein binding. Gene Ontology annotation, cellular component: transcription preinitiation complex; nucleus. The record is from RefSeq and is a predicted model, not a curated record. Gene Ontology annotation, biological process: transcription preinitiation complex assembly; DNA-templated transcription initiation.